This is a messenger RNA of Schistocerca gregaria, 2362 nucleotides long. RefSeq lists its product as uncharacterized. NCBI's taxonomy places the organism in Eukaryota, Metazoa, Arthropoda, Insecta, Orthoptera, Acrididae. The transcript has 2 exons. The record is from RefSeq and is a predicted model, not a curated record. Bases 688 to 1425 code for a protein of 245 amino acids.
AAUGAUUGGCAAGCGGUGUGUUGUGAUAUUUGUUUAUAAUAUUUGUAUGUAAAUUAUACAGACCUGUUUCAUUUUAUGAAAACAUUUCACCAAUACUCUUACAUUCCAAUAGCAAUUGCUACUUCUCUGUUCGUAGACUGAAAGAACGAUGAUGUAUUUGCCUCCAGCGACAGAAAAUGGGCAUUGGGCAGUAUGAGUGUAGGCUGAUUCCAGAACGUUGAGGAGGAAGUAUUAUGGAUUGUGUGAAUUCAUGCAAUAGCGCAAAAUGAAAUAACUUUGUUAUUUGCUCAGGAGUCUUCAGCACCUCGGUAGUCUGUUUAGCCCGUGUGUGUGUACCUUUCCGUUUAAAAGGUGACUGGCUGGAUCAAUGAAAGAAGGAAUUGCGUAGAUGAAAGACUAGUUUUUUGAUGCUCCUAGUGGAAAGUAGGGAUGUGGAUCAAACUAAAAAAGAAGUUCAGUUUAGUGUUACUUGUGUAAUGUAGAGAUUGCGCAAGCUGUAGGAGCAAUUACAGUUGUGAGGUAAGCUUUUAGGAUUAAUUGUUUACAGUGUCUUCACCGUUAUAAAGUUGAUGAUGGUACCACACUUUAGUGGUAGUAAAUGAUCAGGUACAGCCUAUAGCAAAUCACACAGUCUGAAAUUUGUGACUGUGUAGUUAGCAUAAUAUUUUAGGGCCUAUAAAAAUUGUUAUGGGCUGGACAAGUGACGAAGAAGGUGAAACAUCAGCACAUGCAUCGGAAUCAGACAGCCUUGAAGACUUGCGACCACUAAAAAAGGCAAGAUAUGUAUGGCAGAUUAAAGGAAAAUAUCACCUAAAAAAGUCAGAAGAGGAACGUUCAGUUAUACGAGGAGGCCCUGUACGUUGCACAUGCAGUGAGUUUCCAAGUACAAGUAAAGAUGCACAUGUGAUUGAUCAGCCUCCAGAUAGGAAGCCAACAGUAUCUGUAAAUCCAUUCUUUGGCAUUUACCCAGUGGAGAUGCCACAACCUCACACACAAAAUGUAUGGCAGCUACACAGAUGGCAAGCAAGGCAAGUGGCACGCUGUUUUGUGGACAACACUAUAAAUCGUGUUCUUGAAGACAUGGGCUUGGUACCACUGCCUCCUGGAAAUGUUCCUCCUCCACCGCUUCUUGAGGAUGGCACAGAGCAAAGUUCAGUCGACAGCAGAGGAGGUGGACAUACUGAGCUAGAAGAUGAAGCUGUACUGAUGGCAAUACACAGUCAUGGUCUGCAGCGGCCUUCCACAUUGACUCAGCAGCAGCGUCACCGCCAGACAGUUCCUGUGUGUUCAGCCCCCACAGAGCCUGUGGUAGCUGAACAUGGUGAUUUCCUGGAUGCAGCAGUGGCUGUUGCCAUUGAAAAGAAAGGACUUGGUACUUUAUCAGCUGCCACUGCUGCAGCUACUGCCGGUGCUGAAACUGGAUGAUACAACUGAUGUGUUAAGCACCAUACUCUUUCCUCUGCAGUUGCUUUUCAGCAGUUUGAAUGACAGUUGCGGAGAUACUAAAUGACGGCCAAAGAAUUUGUGGAGCCUCUCAAAUAGUUUAGCUUUCUUUGUUACAGAGAAAUUGAUGACCUGCAGUGAAAUUAAAUGUAAAAAAAUCUAAAUUACUAACUGCUUACAUAAUAUCAGUGCUCUUAAUAUGAAACAAUGUAGCUACUUAUAAGGAUGUAUACUUGAACAUAUACAUUAAUGAGAAUGCUUGGAUGGUACGUAAAAUUUUCAUUUAUAUUUUGAUAAUGCCAAUCGGAAAGGUAGACAAUGAAGAAACAUUGCAAAACGAAUAUUUAUUGUUCAGAGCAACCCACUUCACAUUAUACAUCACAGUUCUGUAAUGGCAGGUAUAGAUACUGUACAUUAACUUCCUUAGUUGAUAUGUUUGUAUAUGGGGCACUAAUACUGUUCCAAUAUUGGAACACCCUGGGACAGUUUCAUCUGAUUAUAUCUCACUUAAUUGUGUUGAGAAAUAUUUAUAGCAUGUAGUUGUGACAUACUGUUCCUAUGGCUAUCUAUAUUUGUAAUUCUUUAUUACAGCUACAAAUGAAGUUUCUUCUAAGGGCUUCUUUCAUAUAUGGACAGCUUGCCUAGGAGCUUUAGAUAUGCAUUUGGAAAAAUGUUUUUGUGAGAAUAUAGUGUGUGAUAUACUUUACAGUCAGUUGCAGGCAUCAUAGCAAAUUACUAGAAGAUGCUACCAGAUAUGCGUUAUGGGAAUUGCAGCAGUGAAAAAGGCAUGUCAUUGCUUUCUUUGCAGUACCAGCAGCCAGAAUCAUUUUUCUGUUUCAUCUUGUUCAUUGUGAGUGCUUUUUGUAAAUUUCUGAAACACUUGUGUAUACGACUAAGUGAAUAAACAGAUCUUUGCAUA